AUGUAUCCAAGGUUGUGCUGCAAUGUUCUCAAAAUCCAUGCUGGCAAAAUCGGGAUGAGUGCUAAAGUUCUAGCUCAAACUGCCCUUGAUAUAGCCCUUGAAUUCACCAAACAAACUCAUAUUACAGCGAAAGGCUAUUCAGAAAUCAAAGCCUUGAAUCCCGUUGUGACAUCAGCAAUGCGUGACUGUGUGGAAGAGCUCAAUGUCGCUGUGCAGAUGCUCCAAAAGUCUAAAGUUGAGUUGGGUAUGGUAAUUGAAGGCUCUACUUCCGGGUUACACGUUAGUAAUGUUCAAACAUGGGUUAGCGCUGCAUUAACCAAUUUAAACACCUGCAAGGAUGGAUUCGUCGACCAUAAUCUAAAUGGAACAGUAGAGAAAAUUACCGCCAGAAAAAUUGUAAAAGCAGCACAUUUGACGAGCAAUGCCUUGGCACUCAUCAACUUGUGUGUCUCCACUAAAGUUACCUUGCCCUAA
Rosa rugosa (rugosa rose) is the source of this 474-nucleotide messenger RNA. RefSeq names its product pectinesterase inhibitor 11-like. The transcript has a single exon. Bases 1 to 474 code for a protein of 157 amino acids. Lineage: Eukaryota; Viridiplantae; Streptophyta; Magnoliopsida; Rosales; Rosaceae. Gene Ontology annotation, biological process: negative regulation of catalytic activity. Gene Ontology annotation, molecular function: enzyme inhibitor activity. The record is from RefSeq and is a predicted model, not a curated record.